Tetrahymena thermophila SB210 is the source of this 2103-nucleotide messenger RNA. Its product is annotated as AMP-binding enzyme family protein. The record is from RefSeq and is a predicted model, not a curated record. NCBI's taxonomy places the organism in Eukaryota, Ciliophora, Oligohymenophorea, Hymenostomatida, Tetrahymenidae. The transcript is spliced from 3 exons.
AUGAGUUUACUUAAAUAUGACUUAUUUUCUUCCAAAUUCUACAUGAAUGUAGGUGGGUAACAGAUCAGAAAAGGUACAGUUUUCGGAAUUUUGCUAUCCUUACUUAUUAUCGGACUAGCGUCUGCUUAUUUUAUUUAUAUCCUUUAUUAAUAUUUUACAAAUGGAAUCGAACCUAAUUAUAGGGAGUAGAGCUUCAUAACUCAACAAAAAAUAGAUAUUGAGCUAAAUAAUAACUUAGUUGGGUUCAGGUUUGAGUACGAUGUCAACAAAAGUAUUUAGCAAUUAGAGGCACAACAAAAUAAAACAUAUUUUGUUUUUAUUGCUCUAUUUUUUUACACUGACAACGACUUUUAUCAAAAUAUUCCAUUAGAUAUAAUUGAAUGCACUGACGAGAAUCUAGCCGGAUUUUAUUGUUUAGAUUACUCUAAAAUUGCUAACUACACUUUAACUCUCAGCACAAAUGAUAAUAUUCAAUCUCAGAUAUAAGUCUUCUCGUAUGGGUGCUUAGAUUUAGAUUAAUUAAAGACUACAAUCCCAGAUAAUUGUGCAACAUAACCAGAGAUUGAUAGCAUUGUAAAUGGUUUAAACGCAGGUUAAAGAAUGAAAUUUUAUACAUCUUAAUAUAAUGUCACUUCUUAACAAAAAUAAAUCAAUUAUAGAAACGCUUUUGUUUAUACUGUAGCUAAUUAAUAUAUUUUAAGUACUUUUAGGACAUAGAAAUAAGUCACUUCAAUUAAAGAGGGCUUUUUUGUUUAAUCUUAGACAAAAUUUUCUUCACCUAUAUAGUAUGAGUUAUAAAAUUAGGUUUUAGACAGAUAAUAUGCACUAACUCAAGUUGGAGAAGGGCCAUUCAUUUAAAUUAGUGUUGAAAUGGACGAAAUUGUGCAGUAGAUUUAGGUUCAGUAUUCUACUCUACCUUCAGUCCUUGCAUAGGUUAACAGCACAAUAGCAGCUUUAAUGCUCAUUGGUAUUAUAGGAAAGCAGUUUUCAUAGAAUUCUUUAAGAAACGAUUUCUAAAUGAUUUUACUAAAAAAUGUAUUUCAAGAGAAGUACUUUGAGAUUUUAAAUAUCAACAAACUACUAAAUGCUUAAAAUUUUGAACAGAGAAAUCAAACUUACUAGAAGAAUUUAUCAUAAUAAUAAAUUGAAGAGAAUCUGGAGAGAUUAGAGAAAGAUGACAAUUAUUCUAUAUCUAUACCUACAAACAGCUACAAAUUCAAACAAGAAAUCUAAAUUAAAAACCAACCUGAAUUUAGUAAUGCCUUGAAGUAAUAUGAAAUAAGUCAAGACGAAAUAAAAUAAACAGAUAAUAGUUUAUCGAUAAGAUAGCCAAAUUAUUUAGAAACAGAAUAAUGCUAAAAGAAUAUCUUAGUUGAGAAAAUUUAGAAGGCUGAGAGAUUUUUUAUGAAGAAGGAAGAAAGUGAUUAAUAUUAAAAUGACACUAUAUGUAAUAAUUUAGAGCUGCUUCACUCUACAAGUAGAAGUAUGAAUGAAAAAAACAAAAUAUAAAAUAUUACUUUGCUAAAUAUGCUUUAAAAUUCACCUGUUGUACAAAAGAAUAAUUACUCUGGUGAUUUUACUCCAAACAAAUUCAAAAAUAAAAAUAGUGAGCAAAAAAGCGAUGCUAAUAAGCAUUAUUCUUUGAAAUUUGUUGCACUAAAAGAUAAAAAUAUGGCAAAUAAAAUUUAAAAAAUUAUCUUCAAGACAAAAUUUUGCAAGAAACAAGAAUUUCUAAAAUCUUAAGGUUUAAGUAAAUAAUCGAUCAAGAUUAUUGAAAGUUAGAUAGAUAAAGACUUGGAUAUUUUGGAAUUGUACCAAGAUAUCAUCUUUUUAAAAAAAGCAAUCAUGAUACUAUUUACUACUGAUCAACUAGCGGCUAUCAGACUGAUUGGAUGCUCAUCAAGUUUUUUGGAUUCAGAUAUAAUAGACUUUGAAACUCAAAAAGAUAUAAGCCAUUAUGAAAAGCAGUUUGCAAUAUCUUUAUCAGACGAGUUAUAGUAUAAAUAUGUUAAUAAAUUCUUAAAGAGGUGUUAAGAGAGUGAAUCAAUUGAUUAAUUAGAUGAAAAAAUAUUAACCUCUAUGUAUAAGUAAAAAGUAUCUUGA